AUGCAAAACGGGGAAUUAAACGGAAGUGGAGAAUAUAAAGAUAAACAAGGGGGAGGUGCAGGUCUUCCCCUGACAAAAGUUGAAAACAACGAAGGGAAGAAAGUGUUAACAAACGGUAUGAGCAGAGUUCAUCGAAUUCUUUCUGAAGAUGAAAUUAAUCAGGGCAAAACGACGCGCUGGACUGAGUUAGAAAUUCAUGGGCGGGUACGAAACCUCUCAAAUGCAUUGUGGCAGGUCAGUCAUCUGUCAGCGUUAUUUUUAAACGGAAAUCAGUUGACUCGUGUUCCGCCAGAAAUAUCUCAGUUGACGAAUUUGACGAUGUUGGACUUGUCCCACAACAAACUUAGAAGCCUCCCGGCCGAACUGGGUGAUAUGAUAUCGCUAUGUCACCUCUAUCUUAAUCAUAACCAGCUUCGAGUACUGCCGUAUGAAUUGGGAAAGCUUUUCAGGAUACAAACGUUGGGCCUUCAAGGGAAUCCUUUAUCUCCAGAGAUCAACAAAAUUUACCAUGAAAGCAACGGAUCUCAUAAACUGUUGCAUUUCCUUCACGAUCAUUUAGCGAGCCAACAUUCAAAUGGGCCAAGCAGGAGCAUCUGUGUGGGUCGAGGAACUGGUAAGCGUUUUGCGCGCCGUGCCAAAAGAUGGGCUGAGCUACAACAGAGACGAUACAAUCAACGACUUAUCGCGUUUCGCACUGGAUUCCUUGAUUCUUCCGAACCCCAGUCCUGCUUCUAUAGCUCACUGGAUCUGCAGAACGCGGCAAUUCGAGUGGUAAAGCUUGAUAAUGCUCCAGAUCCUAACACCAAUGUGGAGAAUGUUCGUCAAUCGAUUUCAUGCUGGUUCUCACCGUGUCCAUGUUGCCGGGAGAUGUCUGCUCAUGGCUCGAUUUCAUCCUUCGAGACUUCACUGUUUCUAACAGCAGCAUCCAUAGAGUAUGCUGCGCGUAAAAAUUUCUCGUCAUACCAGGUUGUGCCUAAUUCAACACAUUCGCCAACGUCGAGUUUAAUAGAUUCGAAUCAUGACAGGACCCACUGCACUCCUUUUGCAUCGAACGCUGAAAUCAUUGAUCUACUUUCCCUCGUUACUACUGAUUUGUGCGUUACAUCCACAUCCACCUCAAAUGGAAACGAUUCAGCUACCAACCUCGACAAAUUUUCAUUGCAUUUACCUUUGAGCUCCUGCUCAAAACCACUGGAUGGACGUUUUGUUAAUACUGCUCCACCUCCAGAGCGGGAAUGGGUGAUGAUUCGACACGCAGACCCAGAUCGACCAAUAGCUACUUUCACUGUAUUGUGCUACAAUGUACUUUGUGACAAAUAUGCUACCGUUAACCAAUACUCAUAUUGUCCGUCUUGGGCACUCAACUGGGAAUACCGGAAGAUGUCUAUUAUGAAGGAGAUUCGUAACUAUGAAGCGGAUAUCAUCACAUUACAGGAAGUUGAAACCGAGCAAUUUCGCCUAUUAUUUCAACCAGAGCUGAAGAUACUCGGUUACACCGGUAUUUUCUCGCCAAAAUCUCGUGCGAAAACGAUGAAUGAGGAGGACCGAAAAUACGUAGAUGGAUGUGCCAUUUUCUGGAAAUCAGAGAAAUUCGAAAUGGAACGAGAACAUCUGAUAGAGUUUACGCAAGUUGUGGUGAAAAAGGCUUCUACAUCUGAGCACAUGCUUAAUAGGGUGAUGCCUCGAGAUAACAUCGCUUUGUGUGCUGUCCUUCGCAUCAAGGACAACGUCUAUAACAAUCGACGGCUAACGAUGGCUGCUGCGGACAACGUAGUGGGUUCACCACUCGUUGUUUGCACUGCACAUAUACACUGGGAUCCCGAAUUGUGUGAUGUUAAAUUAGUUCAAACGAUGAUGCUUGCGCAUGAGCUGUACAGACUUCUUGAGGAGGUGGCUGACCAAUUUCGAAUAACACCGCAGCAAACUCCCGUUCUCAUAUGUGGUGAUUUGAAUUCACUACCAGAUUCAGGCGUGUUCGAGUUUCUUUCGCGUGGCCAAAUAUCGAGGUCUCAUCCGGACCUGAAAGGGUUCCGGGAGGACACCUGCUUGGAGCGGUUUUCUUCGAGCACUCGCGAUCCGACCAGUUACAAUCACUCAUUACGCCUUGAUUCUGCCGUGGAAUUGUGCAAUAUACCAUUCACGAAUUACACGUUGGAUUUCAAAGGCAUGAUCGACUACAUUUUUUCGACGCCCCAGUCGCUCGCCAGGCUCGGUUUCCUGGGCGCUUUCGACUCGAACUGGGUUGCUCAAAACAAGAUAAUUGGUUUUCCACAUCCCCACGUCCCAUCCGACCACAUUCCGAUAAUGGCGCAAUAUGCUGUAAUACCGACGAGUCACCAGCGUGCGCCACCACCUCCACAUGCACUGACCAGCUUUCCUCGAUAG
Necator americanus (New World hookworm) is the source of this 2385-nucleotide messenger RNA. RefSeq lists its product as uncharacterized. The transcript has 14 exons. Gene Ontology annotation, molecular function: protein binding; poly(A)-specific ribonuclease activity. Gene Ontology annotation, biological process: nuclear-transcribed mRNA poly(A) tail shortening. The record is from RefSeq and is a predicted model, not a curated record. Gene Ontology annotation, cellular component: nucleus; CCR4-NOT complex; cytoplasm. The coding region runs from base 1 to 2385 and encodes 794 amino acids. Lineage: Eukaryota; Metazoa; Nematoda; Chromadorea; Rhabditida; Ancylostomatidae.